Molecule: messenger RNA, 288 nt
Organism: Strongylus vulgaris
Lineage: Eukaryota; Metazoa; Nematoda; Chromadorea; Rhabditida; Strongylidae
Source: the annotation of a GenBank genome assembly
AUUAUUCUCCGUUGCCUCAACUUCUGUCCUUGGGCUUACGAAAAAUGUGGCUGUAAGCGCGGCUAGAUGCGGUGUACGAGUCAACUCUGUUUGCCUAGGAAUGGUAGCUGGUGACGGUUCUGGAGCUCUGUGGGACUCGAAGGAACUGGACAAAGCUGUGAAUCAACUGGAGUCAAUGAUACCUCUUGGUCGCUUGGGAAGACCAUCAGAUGCUGCGUCACUCGUACAGUUUCUCCUUUCUUCUAAAGCAAGCCCGAUUGAUCACCAAAUCAUGACUAAUCAAUAGAG